Cuscuta epithymum is the source of this 935-nucleotide messenger RNA. The record is from the annotation of a GenBank genome assembly. NCBI's taxonomy places the organism in Eukaryota, Viridiplantae, Streptophyta, Magnoliopsida, Solanales, Convolvulaceae.
UAAUACGCAGCUUCAAUCUAUCUUCUCGCCACACUUUCCAAAGCCAAGGAGUAAAAACGAGACAAGCUAAUCCUUCAACCUAGGGCAAGCGGCGGCCGACUGGUGAUCGGCGAGCUAGAGACGGACCUUGAGCGAGGCGGACUAGUGCGACUCACGACGGACGGGAGGUGGUGCAUGACGAAGUCUGAUGGCUUCGGCCGGCUAAAGGCGGCGGCGCUGCGACGGACGAAGUCGGGCUUGGACGGCGGAGGGCAUCUUGUUGGUGGCGUUCAGGCCAUCCUCAGACAGCCUACGCGGGCCGCACUUGGUGGCCGUCUUCUUGACCGCUGCUUCCGUAGCAGAGCUUGGUUCUCCCACCGGCGACGAGGCUUACGUCAACUAUCCGCCUUGCUCAACUUAGUAGUUUUCGUUGCUAAACUUUAUAUCAUUGGAUGUUAAUUGUUAUUUGUCCUGCGGUGAAUAAAGGCUAUAUCAUGGACUCUCUCCCGGGAUCAUGCGAUAUAAGCACUUUGCAGAAAGAAUUAACGAUAGCAUUCAAGAUUGCUUCUUCUUCCCAAGGAAACGGAAAAUCUAUUAAAUGGGAAAAUCUUAAGUGUGUGAGACAAGUUGGAGCGAAAGCAUGUGGAUAUUACGUGAUGCGUUUUUUGUGGGAGGUUUGCUUUGUUCAUCAAGGAAGCAGUGAUAUUGGAAAGGUAUCAUUGAUUGGAUAUCAAGGUCGGAAUCAUAUUCUUCCGAAGAAAUUGAUGAAAUUCGAAAUGUUUGGUGUAGGCAUUUUAUGGAUGUAAUAAUGGAGUUGUAGAUUUAUUUGGGCAAGUUGUUUGUGUAACUAUGACUUUGUUAUAUCGCUAUAAUUUAGUACUUAAAUUGUUAUGUAAUUUGAAUUGAUAUGUUUGGUUUGAAAGAAUUUGUAUUAAUUUUUUUUGUUAAACAGGUGA